GGUUAGCUCCAAAUGUUGCGCUCCGAGAUACAGCGGAACGUUCAACAAACCUCAGUUGCUUAUUCGAAUUUAUUUAUAUUCAUUUGUUUAUAUUCAAACCCAUUCCCGUUGCCCUAUUUUUGUUAUGCCUCCUCCAAAAAUCCAAAUCAACCUCCUCAGAGGCUGGCCUUCCCCCUCACUCCACCCAACCCCCGCCCUACUGUCUGCGGCCCAGCACGCCCUUACCCAGCCAUCAAUCUCGAUACCGGCCCUCCAGUAUGGGCCCGAUGAGGGUUAUGAGCCACUUCGGCUUGCUGUUUCUUCUUGGCUCGCAUCUUUCUACUCCGUGCCGGACGACCCCGCACGGAUAUGCAUUUCUGGCGGUGCAAGCCAGAAUUUGGCAGCCGCGCUGCAAGUCUUCUCUGACCCAAAUAUUACAAAGAGAGUAUGGAUGGUAGCACCAUGCUACUAUCUGGCUUGUAGGAUUUUCGAAGACGCAGGGUUCACUGGGAAACUGAGGGCCGUCAGAGAGGAUGACGAGGGGAUCAACGUGGAUGCACUGGAAAGAGAGCUUAAGAGCCUAGAAAACGAAGAGCCGGGAGGCCCUCCAUUGAAACCCUGCCGGCCAUGGAGCAAAAUCUAUUCCCACAUCAUAUAUUGUGUUCCAACAUACUCAAACCCUUCUGGAAAGACCAUGUCUCUCCGCCGGCGUAAAGAACUCGUCGAUCUAGCUCGGACCUACAACGCUCUUAUAAUAACUGACGAUGUAUACGAUUUUCUUGGAUGGCCAACCAAUGACCAAGCACAGCCUACUUCGGACCUCAAGUCCCUCUUGCCGCGCUUGUCAGAUAUCGACCGGGCUUUACCACCUCAUGCCUCUGAUCCAAAACAUUUUGGGAACACGCUCUCUAAUGGCUCGUUUUCUAAGAUUGUAGGCCCGGGUGUUCGCACAGGCUGGGCUGAUAGCACAGCUGCGCUAUCAUAUGGACUCUCCCAGUGUGGGUCAUCCCGCUCAGGCGGCUGCGGUUCGCAGCUUGUUGCAACCUUCAUAACGCAAAUAUUGGAGAAUGGAUCGCUGCAGAAGCACAUUGCCGAGAAGCUUAUUCCCGUAUACCAACGCAGGUGGACCACGAUGAUCAAUGCCAUUGAACGUGUUCUCGUUCCACUUGGUGUGAAGGUAAGUAGGUCGAGUUUGGAAGGGAAGGAUGUAUUUGGCGGUUACUUUAUUUGGCUCCAUCUACCGGAUGGCGUAACGGCGAAAGCUACAGCCGCUGCAGCGAAGGAGGAAGAGAACCUGAUUGUGUCUGAGGGAGAGCUGUUCGAGGUUCAUGGAGACGAAAGUGCCGUGAAGCUGGGGCAGUGGUUAAGGGUAUGCUUUGCUUGGGAGAAGCUGGAGACCUUGGAAGAUGGAAUUGAUAGAUUAGGGAGGGUUGUGAGAAAGCUUCAGGGCAUGUAGAUAGGACUAUUGGAAAGGCUUGCUAUAGCUGCGGUAUAAAUUAUUGCCGCCAAAGAUAUAAC
Pseudogymnoascus destructans is the source of this 1497-nucleotide messenger RNA. RefSeq lists its product as uncharacterized. The transcript has 2 exons. The record is from RefSeq and is a predicted model, not a curated record. Gene Ontology annotation, biological process: biosynthetic process. Gene Ontology annotation, molecular function: pyridoxal phosphate binding; L-2-aminoadipate:2-oxoglutarate transaminase activity. Lineage: Eukaryota; Fungi; Ascomycota; Leotiomycetes; Thelebolales; Thelebolaceae. Bases 125 to 1435 code for a protein of 436 amino acids.